AUGGCUCCCAGUGUGUGUGGUGUGUCUCUGGCUGUGGUGGUGGUGGUGUUAGUGACCCUGGUGUCUCCUGGUGGUGCCUGCCCUCGGCCCUGCUCCUGCUACCAGCCCACUGAACUACACUGCACCUUCAGGUCCCUGCUCACCAUACCACAGCUUCUACCGCAACAUACACUGCACAUCAACCUAGGGUUCAACAGUAUCAGCAGGAUCCCAGACAGCUCAUUGGCUGGUCUGAGGAGGCUGGAGCUGCUGAUGCUUCAUGGGAAUGACAUCCGUGAGAUUCCUGACCGAGUGUUCCAAGAUCUGUCCUCCCUUCAGGUCCUGAAGCUAAGUUAUAACAAGCUGAGGGAGAUCUCAGCAGAGAGCUUCUCAGGCCUGUCAUCACUACUGCGCCUCCACCUGGAUCACAACCAGCUGCAGUUCCUGCACCCCCAGGCCCUGCUCCGCCUCCCCAACCUCAGACUGAUCCGACUGCAGGGGAACCGGCUCCACCAGCUGCACCCACAGGCCUUCUGCACUCUAUCCCUACUGCAGACAUUCUGCUACUCUACCCUCAGGCAUCUGGAUGUGUCCAACAACAGUAUGACUAUCCUGCAUAGAGACACACUGAGGACUGCCCCUCUUCUGGAGUCCCUGGCUCUGCAGGCCAACCCUUGGACCUGCGAUUGCAGCAUGGCUUGGAUGCAGGCCUGGAGCAUCUCUCACCCAGGGGUGUUGAAAUGUCCAGGGCCGCAGUGCCCGGUCUGUGCCUCACCCAAACACAUGAAGGGUCGUGGCCUUUUGCAGCAGAAAGACCUAUCCUGCACCUCGCCUGUCAUCUCCACCAAUCCCAGAACCUCAUCUCAGGAGGAUGGCGAAGUUCAACCAAUAGAAACCUUUAGAGAGGCUUUAGGCAACGCCUCCCUGGGGAUGUCCGACCAACAGGGGAAUGCCGUUGAUCUGAAGUGUAACAUCACACACUCCUCACAGACUCCUGACAUUACCCCACCACACCUUUCCUCCUCCUCCAUCCCCCUCUCCCUCUCCCUCUCCCUGGACUGUGGGGUGGAUGGGCACGGCUAUGAGAGGCUGUGGAGGCUGCUGGCCUACUACAGUGAGACGCCUGUCAGGCUUCAAAGAGAAAUAAUGUUGAGUAAAGCCCCAAGACUUGCCUACAGGUACAGACAGACAGCAGAGAAGGAGGGCUACUACCAUACAGGGGUCAGGGCCAGUAUUCAAGCCCAGCCUGCCUGGUUACUGCAGCCCCAUGUCAGUCUAGAGCUCAACAGAGCUCAGUCCAGCACCCACAUGGUUAAACUGACCCUGUCCACCCUGGUGUCUGCCCCCCCAGACCCCCCAUCCCCACACUCCUGGGUCCUCAUCCAGACCAACCACACCCACACAGCUUUUACUGCAGCUGCAGAGAGACAGAUCCACCUGCCCUGCCCUGUCCUCAGCUCUAUUGGAAACCUAAGCUCUGGAGACCACAGGCUCCAAUGGGUUUUCCCAGAUGGUUCAACAGUCUCCUCUCCCUACCGCAGCUCCGAUGGUAGGGUUCGGGUGUCUGGCCAGGGGCUGGUCCUGCAGAGAGUGGAUCACUCUGAUGCUGGACUGUACUAUUGCGUGGCCCGGGCGGGGGGAGAUGUUGACGUUCUUCCCCUCCGUCUGGCGGUGGUAGAAUCAUCCAAUCCUCCCCCAGGGGAGGAGCUAGGCCCUGCUGUGACUGGAUUGGUUGGAGACCCUGUCAGUCUGCCGUGCGAGGCCUCUGGUACACCGAGGGUUGAGGUGAAUUGGGUUCUUCCUGGCGGGAGAGUGAUAGGGAGUAGGAAUGCGGGGAGGAGAAAGGAUGAGUCAGGGAUGAAUGUCUUGGCCAACGGUACCCUGUCUCUUCCCAUCCCUGCGCUGGGAGAUGCAGGCCUGUACCGGUGUGUAGCGGUAAACCAGUACGGUGCUGACUCUCUCUCCACCAGACUGACGCUCACCCCGCGUCCUUCUGACACCUCAUCACGUAUGAGAUAUCCCAUGAGGCCACAAUCUGCGGCGGGGGUGUCCAAUAGGGUACGAGCCCCUCUACGGGGUGAGGAGAUUGAAGAGGGGGGCUCAGGAGAUGAUGAGGGGGAGAACAUACUGCCUACCAGGGCAGGUUACAACAGGACAUGGCUUCCCCCCAUCAGAUCCCACAUGGUGAGAGUGGAGGGAAGCAGACCACCCCAAAAGGGCAAGAAGCCCUUGAGGAGAGGCUUCCCUGUGGAGCAGAGGAGGAACAGGUUGGAGGGCCGGCGUAACUUUAACCUGGCCAAGCACAAAAUAGACCCUCAGAAAUGGGCCGACCUGCUGACUAAGAUACGUGAAAGGACUGCCCCAAAAAUCACAGACUCCUUGUAUGUACCACCCCCAACAAGAGCACAUACUACCACCUCAGCCCCAAUUGAAGCACAGACAACCACCUCAAACCCAACUAGAGCACAGUCAACCACCUCAAACCCAACUAGAACACAAAUACAUACAGACACCACAUUACCAAACAGCACACCAGAGGUAAGUGUGGGAAGAAACUCUGAUCAACGUCUUGUAUUGGACUCAGAGGCUGAUACCUCAAAGAGUUCUUCCAUAAAUGUCCCCAGUCUACAGGAAGAGCGGUUAAACGCCAUCCAUACAUCACUAAUCCCAGAUCUGCUAACAAAGGAUAGAGUGACCCCAGAGACACCAAACACUUCAGAUCCGAGCAAUAACUUCCCCCAGAACCCUAAGUCAAACACAGACACAGAGACAGAAACAGAGACAGAGGGUUCUCUUAAAAGCACAAAGCCAACCUCCAAUGUCAAUUACACUAGCACAGAGGAAAGGAGACAGAGUGUUAUCCCUGUAAGGACUACAGGUGAGGGGGAGAGGACUGGAACAACAAACUCUGGAAAGGUAAUGUUCUCCAACUCUGUUCCGUCGCGACCCAGAAGCCCCUGGAAUGCCAGCAAUAGGCCUGGCCAGAGGAGACGCAUCAACAGACUCAGAGGACGACCCAUGCCCCGCCAAAGCGCCCCAGGUCCAACCUCCACUCUCCAGAAUACCCUAAGUCCCACUACCACCAGAGCAGCACUUACAAAGCCCAGGAAACGGACAGCACCUGCUACAACCAUUACUAUAAGCACUACUACUACUACUACUACUACUACUACUACUACUACUACUACUACUACUACUACUACUACUACUCCAUCCUUAACUAGGAUCACUGCUCCAUCAAGCACAUCUGUCUCCCCCCCUGCCUCCCUUCCUGCCUCGCCCCCUUCGCCCCAGACAUACACAGACAGGGUGACUCACUUAACAAACACUGCUGCUCGGCUCCCUGACAGGUCCCAAACGACUAUCACACACACACGCACAGACACUAGCACACACACAGGCAAACAUACACCCACAGUCACUCACAGUCACACAGAAAAACUGAGUUAUGCUAUAACAGAGGGUCAGGUCGGGGCCACGCCAAAAGAGCAGGAUCCAUCUGUCUUCAACCAACACAACCCAGAGGAUAUCAAAGCAACUACCCCUCGGUCUGGAACCACACCAGGUGGAACAACACCUACUGGCACUGAGAAAGAACCCAGUGAGAUAGAAUCCAGUGAGAUAGAACCACUCUACCCAGAAAUUAAGGAGGAACCCAGUGAGAUAGGAUCACCAGCCACUGAUGAAGAAGAACCCAGUGAGAUAGAACCACCAGCAACUGAAAAAGAACGCAGUGAGAUAGAACCACUCUACCCAGCAACUGAGGAAGAACUCAGUGAGAUAGGACCACCAGCCACUGAUGAAGAAGAACCCAGUGAGAUAGAACCACCAGCAACUGAAAAAGAACGCAGUGAGAUAGAACCACUCUACCCAGAAACUGAGGAAGAACUCAGUGAGAUAGAGCCACCAACAACUGAUGAAGAACCCAGUGAGAGAGAACCACUUUACUCAAUCACUGAAGAAGAACCCAAUAAGAUAGAACCAGUCUAUCUAGCAUCUGAUGAACCAGAGGAGAGACAGCCAGAGUCAGAAAUAGACAGCUAUUUUUCAUCUACAAAACAACUACUGCCCCCAACUACAGCUAAUACAGCAGCUAUCACUGCUUCAGCCAUCACCCCCUCUACAGUCAUCACCUUUAUUAGAAGAACUACCACUAUAACUAUACCUACAACAACAACCACUAUACCUACAACAACAACCACUAUACCUACAACUACUACCACUAUACCUACAACAACAACCACUAUACCUACAACAACAACCACUAUACCUACAACUACUACCACUAUACCUACAACUACUACCACUAUACCUACAACUACUACCACUAUACCUACAACUACUACCACUAUACCUACAACUACUACCACUAUACCUACAACUACUACCACUAUACCUACAACUACUACCACUAUACCUACAACUACUACCACUAUACCUACAACUACUACCACUAUACCUACAACUACUACCACUAUACCUACAACUACAGUCUGGAGGAACCCAGGAGUAAACUCCAUCCCAGACUCACAUGGUAGUCGCUACCGCCCCCCAUCUUACCCCACCUACUCACAACACUCCAGCAGCCGGCACCCCUUUGUCAUCACUAGGCCUGACCCAGUAAGAACUCCACUUCAAACUCCACCCCCUAUAAAACACGCUAUAAAAAACACACCCUCUCUACCACACCCUAUCAAGCCCAAACUUUUUCUCCCAGACAUUUUAGAGACCCCUUCCUCUGCAGUCCCCACCACCAGAGCUCUCUCCAGCUCCCCAAAGACCUCCACACCCACCACAGACAGUCAGGCUGGACUCAACCCUGAGUCCACCCUUCCUCAUUCCCCUCCCGCGUCUCCAGCCCAUAGUGUGACUGCCCAACACCCCCCUCAGACCUCCGUCUUGCGUGUCCAGCCCCGUAUCGCCCCCCCUCACAUGCGCCCCAUGUCUGUCCCAGCUGAGAUUGAUGCCCUCCUGCCCUGCGAGGCCAUUGGACAGCCUCCUCCAACAAUCACCUGGACCAAGGUCUCCACAGGAGCUGUGAUGUCACUGGACUACAAGGCAGAGCGUUUUCAGGUCCUACCCAACGGAACCUUUCUCAUCCGGAGCGUGCAGGUCCAGGACCAGGGGACAUAUAUCUGCAGCGCACAGAACUCUGUGGGCCUGGACCGUGCCAUGGUGACCCUGGAGGUCUGGUCCCGCCCACCCCGCAUUCAGCUACCCAACCACAGAGAUGCAACGGUGCACCAGGGGGGUGAGGUGAGGUUAGAGUGUCGGGCUCAGGGGGUGCCUGUCCCUCUGCUGUCCUGGGUGCUACCUGACCGCUCCAUCCUGACCCCCGACCUUAACUCCAACCCUGCCCUUGGCACUCACCCCCGGGUGUCUAUAUUCCCUAAUGGUACUCUGCGUAUCUUGGUGGCCGGCCCAGCAGACAGAGGACUGUAUCGCUGUGUGGCCUCCAACCUAGCAGGGGCUGGCAGUCUGUCAGUCCGACUCCAUGUGUCCUCUCUUCCUCCAGCCAUCCAGGAGCCCAGAGAGGAGAGGGUAACCCGGCCCGCUGGUUUGCCUCUCUACGCCCAAUGCUCUGCCCGGGGAGCUCCCGCUCCCUCCAUCCGCUGGAGGACCCCUGACGGCACCUUUCUGUUCCCCUCUCAAUUCCUCAACGGAAACCUGUUUGUCCUCCCCAAUGCCACCUUGCUGAUACGCAAGCUAGCCACUAAGGACUCUGGGAGCUACGAGUGCCUGGCGACUAAUGCGGUGGGCGGGGAUAAGAGGACGGUGAGGGUGGAGGUGACUGGAGAUGGAGGAGGAGGAGAUGUUGUCUCCAUGGAGAAAAUGACCUUCUCUUCCAUUAACAGUACAUUUGAUCUUCCCCCCUCCUCCCCCGUCCUUAACCCUCCCCGCCCACCCUCCUCCCCCCUCAGUAAGGCUAGGAUCCUCUCCACCUCUCCAUCCAGUUCUAUAGUCAUAUAUGGUGAAUCUCUGCUCCUUUACUGUUCAGCAACCGGCAACCCAGAGCCUAGAGUGGUCUGGAGGGUACCUGGCAAGAAACUAGUGGAUGCUCGCUACAGUUUUGACAAGAGGAUGAAGGUGCACAGUAAUGGAACGCUGUAUAUCCAGUCCGUGACGGAGAAAGACGGGGGGGACUAUUUAUGUGUCGCGCGAAAUAAGAUGGCUGACGACUUCCGCUUCCUCCAGGUCACCGUGGCAACAAAGCCUGCUAAGAUUGAGCCAAAGCAGCCAUCAAAUCAGAAAGUGGUAUUGUACGGAGCAGCUCUAAAGGUAGACUGUCUGGCGACCGGCCAGCCCGAUCCCGCGGUAAGAUGGAGCCUCCCGGAUGGAACCUCAGUGAAAAGUGUCCUGUUGCAGGUGGAAGAGAGAGGGAGGCGCAGCCGGCGACUGGUGGUUUUUGACAAUGGAACACUGUUCCUCCCCUCGGUGGGGAUGGGGGAGGAGGGGGAGUAUGUCUGCCACGCUGAGAACCAUGGGGGGAGGGACACUAUGAGUGUGAUGGUCAAAGUCCUCGCCUCACCUCCCUCCUUCCCCAGUACCAAAUAUGAGGUCAUCAAGGUGCAACAAGGGGGUGUAGUGACUCUGAACUGUGGGGCUAAAGGAGAGCCUGUCCCUACGAUCACCUGGCUCUCUCCAAUGAAUCGUGUCCUCCCAGUGGAAGGAUCAGGUCCGGUUGUGGUGCAGCAAGACGGGUCCUUGGUGAUCCAGGGGGCUAGAGGGGCUGACGGAGGAAACUACACCUGCCGAGCCAGCAAUGUUGCUGGGGAGAGGAGCAAGGUGAUGGGGGUGGAGGUGAUGGUGACACCACCCAGCUUCACACUCAAUGGGGCUGGGGGUGGGAUCAAUGGGGCAGACAGCCAGAUAGCUGUUGUUAGUGGUAGUGGACUGAGUGCUGUGAUCUCCAUCAGUCAGUCUGCAGGGAGGGAUCAUAGGGUCAGUGCAGGUAAUUGUGUCAGUAAUAAUGGAGACAGUAAAGUAGGGGACCAAAGGGUCUCAGCAGUUAGAGGCCAGACAGUUCUUCUGCCAUGUCCAUCCCAGGGCUUCCCUCUCCCCCGCCUGGCCUGGUUGCUGCCCGGUAAUGGGGUUCUCCCGGUGCCCUACUAUGGCAGCAGACUCACCGUGCACCGCAAUGGAACCCUGGAGCUGAGGGGGGUGAGGGCAAGCGACUCCGGCAUGCUGGUGUGUGUCAAUCGUGGUGAGAGGGGUGAGGCUCGGAUAAUGGUACACCUGGAGGUCUCAGACACAAAGGACACACCUCACUCCAGAGGCCCAGUGACCACCGAGAAACCUUGCCCAGUAGGCCCAGUUAGUACAGAGCAACCUCGCCCAGUAGGCCCAGUUAGCACAGAACAACCUCGUCCAGUAGUCCCAGUCAGCAGAGAGAAACUUCGCUCAGGAGGCCCAGACAGAGAGGAGACACCUCACCCCAGAGGCCCAGUGACCACAGAUAAAUCUCGCCAGGAGACACCUCGCCCUACAGGCCCAGUCACCAAUGAGAAACCUCACUUAGGAGGCCCAGUUAGCACAGAGAACCCUCUGCCAGGAGUCCCAGUCCAAGGGAACACACCUCACCCAAGAGGCCCAGUGCCAGAGGCAGGGAGGAGUGUUGUCCUGGAAAGGAAGCCUGUGGUCACCAGCAUAUCAGGCUCUCUGGUCAGCAUCAUCAACGGAGACAAUCUACAGCUACCCUGCCCCCAGACAGACAGCCCCAGUCAGGGCUCCAGCCAGACAGAGUCUCUGACCUGGAAGUUGCCCAGCGGGGUGGUCGUGUCUCGAGGCCAGGCGGCAGGGACGGGUCGGUACUCAGUCCUGGAUGACGGGACUCUGACGGUGCAGCAGGUAUCUGUGUUUGACAGGGGGACCUACUCCUGCCGAUCCACCAAUCAGGACACAUCGUCUAUCCUGACAGUUCCAGUGAUUGUCAUCGCCUACCCCCCUCGCAUCAUCAACGGACCCCCUCCCCUCACCUACACCCGUCCUGGUGUUGCCGUUCAGCUAACCUGCUACGUCAUAGCAACCCCCAGAGCGACCAUCACCUGGGAGAUGCCGGACCAAUCCCAGCUCAGGGUCACAGGUCAGGCCCGUCUCUAUGGCAACCGGUACCUGAGUCCCCAUGGUUCCCUGGUGAUCCAGAACCCGACCAUCAGAGACACAGGGUUCUACCGUUGUUCUGCACGGAACGUCAUCGGAACUGACACCAAGGCGUCUUAUCUACAUGUGAUCUAACAGAACACACACACAUCAUUUUUGCCCAAAGAAACUGCAAAGUUGAGUGCAGAAAAUACUGUUCAACUAAAGACCGAGGUGUUGAUUAAAGAUUGUAAAUAGAGAUAAAAACAAACACAUGCAUCUUACAGCCAGAGUGUGUUAAAGAUGUACAAGAAAUCAGCAGCUGAGAAGCACCAGCAUCCAUCAUCAAUAAAUAAGUGUCAACACAAACUAUAACAGGCUUUAAGAACAUCAGCUCUCAAAACACACGUCAUGCAAUAGAACACAUUCAGCUCUGUAUCACAACCUGUAUGUUUAUGUCAACCUUUACCUCCUUAAUAUCUUAAAGCUGCCCUAUUUAUCUUGUUUUAUAGUUGUGUACUGUUGAGCAGAGAAAAUGUUUGAUAGUGGUCACAGAACUGCUCCAGUGAUAGUUCUGUGGAGCCUCAGGAGUCUGCAGCUCUCUGUGUCUGCAGCUCUCUUUGUCUGCAGCUCUCUGUGUCUGCAGCUCUCUUUG
Salvelinus fontinalis (brook trout) is the source of this 8713-nucleotide messenger RNA. RefSeq names its product matrix-remodeling-associated protein 5-like. The record is from RefSeq and is a predicted model, not a curated record. Bases 1 to 8214 code for a protein of 2737 amino acids. The transcript has 10 exons. Lineage: Eukaryota; Metazoa; Chordata; Actinopteri; Salmoniformes; Salmonidae. Gene Ontology annotation, molecular function: protein binding. Gene Ontology annotation, cellular component: extracellular region.